UGCCACUGGUCCUUGACAGAGCUCACAUCAGCUUCCUGACACACACACACACAGCGGCAGUUGAGAGUCUGUUAGCGGACACAAACAGCGGGUUUCGCCAAAUGAGCGGUUCAGCGCUGCGUGUGCAGCAAAAGGGGAGAAGCUGCUCUUUUCCCGGCGCUGAGACCGCUACUCACCGGAGCGGCUAACGGCCGAGGAGAUGGUCGGCCUCGGUGUGUUUGAGGAAAGCGGGCGGUCAGAGCGGCGGAAGAGGAGGCGGAACGAUGGCGCGCUGAGGCCCGAUGACAGGCUGCACACAGCGGACGACCAGCAGCUGACGGCGAUUCAAGAGGCGUUUCCUCCCGACCAGGAGGACGAGCCAGAGCGUCCCCACAUUAAAGAGGAAGAGGAGGAACUGUGCAUCGAACAGGAGGAGACUGAUAUCAUUGCGGUGAUCGUCAAGAGUGAGGAAGACGAAGAGAGACCCGAGUCGUCGCAGUUUUAUCAGAGUCACACUGAGGAGAACACAGAGGACUGUGGAGGACCAGAACCAGGUCCAGGUAGCGAGGAUGAGAUUGAAGACAGUGACGUUCACUGGAAGGAGACCAGUGGGCCGACGAGUUUGAAGACAAUAAAAAAUAAAAUUGUUUCUCGUGAUACCAGAGGUAACAAAGGGGAGAAACUUAGCUUUUCUGAAUGGGGUCAAAUAUAUACCAACAAAUCACUGCUACUGGGACACAUGGACACUUAUUUUCAAGAGAAACCGAUAGGUUGCUCUCAGUGUGAUAAGAGGUUUAUCCAAAAGAGAAGUCUGAUCAAACAUUUGAAAGUCCACACGGGUGAGGUGUCGUUCACCUGCUCCGAGUGUGGUCAAAGAUUUACCAAAAAAAGCCUCUUGAGGUCCCACGAGAAAACCCAUAAAGGAGAGAGACCGUUUGGUUGCCCCGAGUGUGGUAAGAAAUUUAUUAAUAAGAGCAGGCUGAGGUCGCAUGAAAAAAUCCAUACGGGGGAGAAACCAUAUAGUUGCUCUCUUUGUGGGAAAAGGUUUAUCCAGAGGAGCAAUCUGAGGUUGCACGAGAAAACCCACACAGGAGAGAAACCGUUUAGUUGCUCCGAGUGUGACAAAAGAUUCAGCCACGAGUGCUAUUUAAAUAUACACAAGAAAAAUCACACGGGGGAGAGACCGUUCAGUUGCUCCGAGUGUGGAAAACGAUUUAUUGAAAAGAGCAAGAUGAGGCUACACGAAAAGAUUCACACGGGAGAGAACUACAUUUGCUCCGUGUGCGGGAAAAAGUUUAUUCAAAAGAGGUAUUUGAGGAAACAUGAGAAAAUCCACACCGGGGAGAAACCAUUCAGCUGCUCCGAGUGCGGCAAAAGGUUCACGGAGAAGAGCAGUCUGGGGUCGCACGAAAAAAUCCACACGGGGGAGAAACCGUUCAGCUGCUCCGAGUGCGGGAAACGAUUCAUCCAAAAGAGUAAUCUGAGAAAACACGAAAAGAUCCACACAGGAGAGAAACCGUUUAGCUGCUCGGUCUGCGGCAAGAGAUUUGACAAGAAGAGCAACUUGAGGCCACACGAAAAAAUCCACACGGGGGAGAAACCGUUCGGUUGCUCCGAGUGUGGGAAAAGAUUUAUUCAAAAGAGCCAUCUGAAGAAACAUGAAAAUACUCACGUGAGGAAAAACAGCUACGGUAAAAAGGUUUGAUAAUUGAAAAACAAAACUGGAGACAUCAUCUCAGAGACAUCAGACUGAAGAGGACGGAGAAGACGGCGACGGUUCUGAAUUCAACCAGGAAGUGAGGACAA
Messenger RNA from Solea senegalensis (Senegalese sole), 1785 nucleotides. RefSeq names its product gastrula zinc finger protein XlCGF57.1-like. The coding region runs from base 200 to 1684 and encodes 494 amino acids. Lineage: Eukaryota; Metazoa; Chordata; Actinopteri; Pleuronectiformes; Soleidae. The transcript has 2 exons. The record is from RefSeq and is a predicted model, not a curated record. Gene Ontology annotation, biological process: regulation of transcription by RNA polymerase II. Gene Ontology annotation, molecular function: RNA polymerase II cis-regulatory region sequence-specific DNA binding; DNA-binding transcription factor activity.